GAUACCUCAAGCGGUAAAAACAUGGCGGCUGCACUGUCAUGAAAAUAUAAAUUGAAUCAGACCUUUACUGGGAGACCUUAGAAAUAUAAACUGUAAAAAUGCAGCUACGUUAUAUGAAGACUCUUCUGAACCCGCAGGAUGGAGCCUGUAAGGUUACAGCUUUGGCAUGGUCACCAAACAACACCAAAAUGGCCGUAGUCACCAUGGACAGAGUGGUUAUACUUUAUGAUGAGCUAGGAGAGAGAAGAGAUAAGUUUUCAACAAAACCAGCAAAUUCUCAGGCAGGAAAGAAGAGCUACAUUGUAAAAGGACUUGCCUUCUCUCCAGACUCUACAAAGAUUGCUGUGGGCCAAACUGACAACAUUAUCUAUGUGUACAAAAUUGGAGAAGAAUGGGGUGAAAAAAAAGUUAUCUGUAACAAGUUUGUUCAACAGAGUCCUGUUACCUGUUUGAUAUGGCCACCUGAGCAACAGAACAUUGUCUUCGGCUUAGCAGAUGGAAAGGUCCGUAUUGCUAACCUCAAAACAAACAAAUCAACCACACUCUAUGGAACUGACAAUUAUGUUGUGUCUCUGACUGCAAAUGUCUCAGGAAAAGGAAUUCUCUCUGGUCACAUGGAUGGUGCUAUUGUAAGGUACUUUUUUGAUGACGAAGGAACAGGCUUAUCACAGGGUCAGUUGUGUAAGCAUUCUUGUUCCCCAUAUGCCCUGUGUUGGGGCUCAUCAAUUGUUGCUGCUGGUUGUGACAAAAGAAUCGUAGCAUAUGGAAAAGAAGGAAGGGUUCUUCAAAACUUUGAUUACACCAGAGAUGAUGAUGAAAAAGAGUUUACUGUAGCAAUCUGCAGCCCUAGUGGACAGUCAGUAGUGGUUGGAAGCUAUGACAGGCUGAGAGUGUUUAACUGGAGUCCAAGGAAAGGUUCAUGGGAUGAAUCAAAGCCUAAGGACAUUCCUUAUCUCUACACAAUCACUUCAAUGGCUUGGAAAAGGGAUGGAUCAAGACUUGUGGCUGGUACUUUGUGUGGAGGUGUUGAACUCUUUGACUGUUGCUUGAGAAGAUCAGUUUACAAGAACAAGUUUGAGAUGACCUAUGUUGGUCUCAGUCAGGUCAUUGUGAAGAAUUUGUCAUCAGGAACUCGAGUUGUCCUUAAGUCCCACUACGGAUAUGAGAUUGAUAAAGUGAGCAUCAUGGGCAAGGACAGAUACCUUGUGGCUUACACCACAGACACUCUUCUUGUUGGGGACCUUCAAAACAACAAGCUAAGUGAGGUCCCUUGGCAAGGAACAGGUGGAAAUGAAAAGUUCUUCUUUGAAAAUGAAAAUGUCUGUAUGGUGUUCAAUGCUGGUGAGCUUUCUUUGGUUGAAUAUGGAAACAAUGAAAUACUUGGAACAGUGAGAACUGAAUUUAUGAACCCUCAUUUAAUCAGCGUCCGCCUGAAUGAAAGAAAACAGAGAGGUGUUGAAAACAACAAAAAGAUGGCAUACCUUGUAGACUUAAAGACUAUUAAUGUUGUUGAUAUGAUCAGCGGAUUUAACGUUGCAAGCGUGAAUCAUGACUCGAGAAUUGACUGGCUGGAGCUCAAUGAGACCGGAAGGACCCUGCUUUUUCGAGACAAGAAACUAAAGCUCCAUUUACUGGAUGUAGAAACACAAACGCGUUCGACGAUCCUAAACUACUGCACGUAUGUUCAGUGGGUGCCUCUUAGUGACGUGGUAGUGGCCCAGAACAGAGGGAACCUAUGCGUGUGGUACAAUAUUGACUCACCUCAGAGAGUCACCAUGUUUCCAAUAAAGGGAGACAUAGUCGAUCUGGAGAGAGCUGAUGGCAAGACAGAGGUUCUUGUGAAUGAAGGAGUCACAACCAUCUCCUAUACUCUGGAUGAAGGAUUGAUUGAGUUUGGUACAGCCAUUGACGAUGGAGAUUUCCCAAGAGCUGUUGCGUUCCUCGAGAGUCUUGAGAUGUCCUUAGAAACAGAAGCCAUGUGGAAAACGCUGAGCCGCCUCGCUCUGGAGGCGAGGCAGCUGCACAUUGCCGAGCGAUGUUUUGCUGCUCUGGGUGAUGUUUCUAAAGCCAAGGCAUUGCGGCAGAUAAACAAGACCGCUGAACAAUGUGCAGAAGAAAUGGGUGGUGAUGGUACAAACCAUGUUCGUGUCCGAGCAAAGCUGGCAGUUUUAGACAAAAACUUCAAGCUGGCUGAGACCAUUCUUCUAGAGCAGGGAUACGUGGAUGAAGCCAUUGAGAUGUAUCAGGAGCUGCAUAAGUGGGACGAGGCUAUAGCUGUGGGGCAGGCUAAGGGUCACCCAGAGCUGGAAAAUUUGCGCACAGCUCAUUACCAAUGGCUCUCGGAGACGGCUCAGGAGGAGAAGGCUGGGGAGGUGAAAGAGAGAGAAGGAAAUUACAUGGAGGCCAUUAACUUGUAUCUCAAAGCUGGUUUGCCUGCGAAGGCUGCAAGGCUGGCUUUGAGUAAAGAGGAGCUAAUUCACUCAUCGGAGUUACCGGAGAGAAUUGCGGCAGCUCUUCUUAAAGGCGGAUUGUACGAGCAGGCUGGAGAACUUUACGAGAAAGUUGGCAAAAACGACAAGGCGAUGGAUUCCUAUCGCAAAGGACAUGCAUAUAGGAGGGCGGUUGAACUGUCCCGAGCGGCUUUCCCGAGAGAGGUUGUGAAACUAGAGGAGGCCUGGGGUGAUUAUCUGGUUUCCCAGAAGCAAUUGGAUGCCGCUAUUAAUCACUACAUCGAGGCUGGGUGUUCAAUUAAGGCGAUCGAGGCGGCCAUACAAGCCCGUCAGUGGAACAAAGCUGUUCAGAUUGUGGAAUUACAAGACGAUAAUGUGGCAGAAAGGUACUACCAUCAGAUUGCUCAACACUAUUCUCAAGUUCAAGAAUACAAGCUUGCGGAGAAAUACUUUGUCAAGGGAGGGGACCCACGGGCUGCUAUUGAGAUGUAUACCAAAGCUAAUAUGUAUGAAGCUGCUCACAAGCUUGCAGUUCAGUGCAUGACACAAGAAGAAGUCGCUGUCAUCUACAUAUCGCAAGCUCAAGAACUUGAAGCUCAAGGGAAAUACAAAGAAGCAGAGAGGUUAUACUGCACAGUUGAUGAACCAGACUUGGCCAUUAAUAUGUAUAAGAAACAUCGUCAGUUUGACAACAUGAUCAGACUAGUGGCUAUCCACCAUGAGGAUCUUCUCGCCGACACCCACGUUCACCUGGCAAAGGAACUGGAGGCCGAAGGUCAACUCCGCCAAGCUGAGCAUCAUUUCUUAGAAGCGAGAGACUGGAAAGCAGCCGUGAACAUGUACAGGAACCAAGACAUGUGGGAGGAGGCUUACAGGGUUGCCAAGCAACACGGAAGUCAAAAUGCCUCUAAACAAGUAGCUUACUUGUGGGCCAAGAACUUAGGAGGGGACUCCGCUGUCAAGUUACUGACUAAGUUUGGUCUGCUGGAAUCAGCGAUAGACUACGCUGCAGAAAACUGUGCUUUUGAAUUCGCGUUUGACUUGUCUCGAACGGCGAUGAAGUCCAAGUUGCCAGACAUUCACCUAAAGUAUGCCAUGUUCUUGGAGGACGAGGGAAAGUUUGCUGAUGCUGAAAAAGAAUUUAUUAAAGCUGGGAAAUCAAAGGAAGCUGUGCUUAUGUAUGUUCACAACCAGGAUUGGGACAGUGCUCAGAGAGUGGCGGAGGAGAAUGAUCCUGACAGUGUAACUGAUGUAUUAGUAGGCCAGGCCCGUGUUGCAUUUGACAAAAAAGAAUAUCAAAAAGCUGAGACGUUCCUUCUCCGAGCUCAAAGACCCGAACUUGCGGCUCGUUAUUACAAAGAGGCUGGUAUGUGGACAGAUGCUUUGCGCGUGGUGAAGGAAUACUUGCCUCACAAGCUGGAGCAAUGGCAGGACGAGUACGAUAGAGAAGUCAUGUCCAAAGGAAACAGAGGUGCAGAGUCGUUGCUGAGUCAAGGAAAAGAGUGGGAAAAGAAAGCUGAAUACAACAGAGCUAUUGACAUGUACUUGAAGAUUACACCAAAUAUGACCACUGAUCAUGAACUGGUGGAAGACGCUAUGGUCAAGGCCGUUGAACUUGCUAUGAAAUUCGUAGGUGACCGUGCUUAUGAUGUGGCAAAAGCUGCUUGCCCCAGGCUGGCAGAGAUAAAGUGCUAUGAACAGGCAGGUGAGUUGUAUCUGGGCGUGGAGAUGGUCAAGGAAGCCAUUGAUGUGUAUAUUCAGGGAGAGCUUUGGCCAAAGGCGAAGAGAUGUGCAGCGGAAAUGGCACCAAAGUAUGAACAGUACGUGGAAGAUGCAUACGUUGCGUUCUUGAAACAGAAAGGCCAGGCUGAACAGUUGGUCGACGUAGAUGUCAUAGCUGGUCUGGAUAUGAUGAUACAACGUGGGCAGUGGGAUAAAGCCAUUGAAACUGCCGAGCAACAGGGCUACGAGGUUCUUAGUAAAUAUGUGGCCCUAUACGCUGCUAAUGUUAUCAAAGACGGAAACACAUUGAAGGCUUUGGACUUAUUCUGCAAAUACGGAGCACCGGCUAAUCCUCAGAAUUUUAACAUUUACAAGCGGAUCGUUAUGGACGUUAUAUCAAUGCCAGGGCUCAGGUCUGCUGACAGUUAUCGCACAUGGGCAGACCUCAGAGAUGUGCUGUUUGAAAUUGUUGAAGGCUUAAGUAAAGGAUCCAACUCGCCCCAAGCUCAGGAGUUCGGGGUCAUGUUAGAAGUCGCCCAUUACUACAGUACUAGAUGCGCCUGCAUGCAGCACAAGUCACUGGAUACCUUAGCCGCCAAAUUGUCGACCUCCCUUCUACGACAUUCCGAUAUUAUUCCCUGUGAUAAAGCUUUUUAUGAAGCUGGAGUUGCAGCUAAGGGCGUUGGCUGGGACAAUAUGGCUUUUGUUUUCUUGAACCGCUACUUGGAUCUCAGCGAGGGUAUUGAAGAGGGCAGUCUUGAUAUGUUGGACAACAGCGAUUUUGCAGACACAGAUAUUCCAUUCGAGGUACCGGUUCCAGAAAAACAACACUUACCGGAAGAGAAACGCGAGGAAGUGAAGGAAUGGGUAUUAGCUGUAUCAAUGGAUCAAAAGGUGGAGCAAGUUUUGCCAACAGAUGAGCGUGAUACUUAUGAAGCUUGCCUUGUGGCAGUGAACACUGGUAUAACGUCUCCGCCGUGUGUCAUCACAGGAUAUCCUGUUCUGCGAAACAAGAUUGAAUUUAAACGACCGGGCAAGGCUGCGAACAAAGAGGACUGGAAUAAGUUUAUCAUGGCUACCAAGGUUUCUCACAGCCCUGAAUGUCAAGAUGUGCUGCGUUUUCUGGGAAACUGGUGUGGAGCGCCUCAAAACCCCUCGUAUUCCUUUAAUUAGGAGUUUGCACGACGUCACUUUAUUCAACUCAUGAGUUAUUUAUUAUUCUCAGAUCCGUUCCGUGACUUGUAGAGAUCCAUGACGUCUACAGAUCAUUUAAGAUAUAUGUCACGCAACGCGCAACGCUUUGGAUUCAUAUCCGAACACUGCGUGACGACCCAAAUGAGGCUCCGCAUGAGACUACGGUCUAAAUCGCUUAGUGGUAUUUAUUAUUGUUGUAAAUAACUUGAGUGUUACAGUAUUGUUACAAAAGUGUUACUUCUUGGUCAGAAAGUAAAUUAAGUAAGCUAG
This is a messenger RNA of Pocillopora verrucosa, 5636 nucleotides long. RefSeq names its product intraflagellar transport protein 172 homolog. Gene Ontology annotation, biological process: intraciliary transport. Gene Ontology annotation, cellular component: intraciliary transport particle B; ciliary basal body; axoneme. NCBI's taxonomy places the organism in Eukaryota, Metazoa, Cnidaria, Anthozoa, Scleractinia, Pocilloporidae. Gene Ontology annotation, molecular function: protein binding. The record is from RefSeq and is a predicted model, not a curated record.